This is a messenger RNA of Musca domestica (house fly), 1953 nucleotides long. RefSeq names its product retinol dehydrogenase 13-like. Lineage: Eukaryota; Metazoa; Arthropoda; Insecta; Diptera; Muscidae. The record is from RefSeq and is a predicted model, not a curated record. The transcript is spliced from 5 exons. Bases 297 to 1652 code for a protein of 451 amino acids.
UUAGUUGAGCGUGGGUUGCUGCGGAGCAUUUGUAAAAAUUUUCCAAGAAAAAAGCAUACGGUGACCAUUUCAUUUUUCAUAAAGAAAACAAAAGAAAGUCGACGAAGAGAGAGAGAAAAAAAAUAGAAACGAUAAAAUCAAAGAAAACAGAUUUAAGUUAAUUUCAAACUUCUCUUGGGAAAUUUCUUGUUGGUUGGCUUAUUUUUUGUGUCUUGAAAAAAAAAACAGUGCUAAGAAAAAGUUUUAUCCUUGAAAUUAAGAAAAAGCAACUGAAGAAGAAAAAAAAAACGCGUGCAAUGGUAAUCGGUAGCAUGGACGAAAUUACAUCGCUCUUCGAUGAAGCGGAUCCAUUUAAGUCAUGGUGGCCAGCAAUUGCGGCCGCUGUGGUCGGAAUUAUAAUAGCUGUGCGAGCCAUAAUGAGCGGUCAACGCUGCCCCAAUGACAAUCAAAUCAGAGAUCAAAUUGUAAUUGUCACAGGCGCCAAUACGGGAAUAGGUUUCGAAAUUGCCAAAGCAUUGGCUGGUCGCGGAGGCCACGUCAUAUUGGCAUGUCGCAACAUGGAAGCUGCUGAAAAGGCAGCUGCAAUUAUAAAACGUGAACUUAGCUGUCAGGUAUUGAAGGAUACACAAAAGACUGCUGCAACAAAUGACAGCACAAAGGACCUGCCGACGUCGUCGUCGUCAUCGUCAUCAUCCAGCGUUAAUAAUGACACCGGUGCUACUAAUGGUAAUGGAAACGAUGCCGAUACGGAUGGUGGUAAUAUGUUCUUUGUCGAAGCUCGUUACUUAGAUUUACGUUCCUUUGACAAUGUCCAACGGUUCGCACGCAAAAUAAUGGCCGAAUUCGAACGCAUCGAUAUACUCAUCAACAAUGCCGGCAUCAUUUUCGAUCCGGUAAAAACCAAUACCACAGACGGUUUCGAACAGCAUCUACAAGUCAAUUAUAUGGCUCCGUUUUUACUGUCACAUUUGCUGCUGCCGCACCUGAAGAAAUCUCCAAAUGGACGCAUAAUAAAUGUAUCGGCACAUUCCCAUGUCUCGGCCAAAAUGGAUUUUGAUGAUCCAUUGAAUGUGGGAACAUGGGCGACUAAAUUCCAUGCACGUGAUGCCUUCUCCCAUUCCAAGUUGGCCGUGCUGUUGGCAACACGAUGGAUGGCAAAGGAAUUGAAAGACACUUCCAUUACCGUGAAUUGCUGUACACCCGGUCUAGUACGUGGUACUUCACACCUUCGCAGCUCACCACUUAUGUCGGCCUUUUGUGUUCGAGUCAUGACUUAUCCCUGGAUGUGGAUGUUCAUGAAGAACCCAUCGCAGGGUGCACAAUCCGCCAUACGCCUGGCCACAGAUCCCAAAUUGAAACAUGUAACAGGCGAAUAUUUCAACGAUUGCGAAAUUGCAGUCUCCUCACCACUGGGGCAAGACAAAGAACUGGCCAAAAAAUUAUACCAACAAACCAUGCGAAUUUUGAAGAUAGCUACCAAAUUGGAAAUUGAUAAAGGAGAAGAGAAGGAGAACGAAAUUCGAAUAGCAUCUGCAGAGGAAUCAAAGGCGGCAACAGCCGCAACCUCAGCAACACCAACACCACCACCCCCAUCAUCGUCGUCGGCGUCGUCAACAUCUGCAGACACAUCAAACAUUCAGCAGAGAUGGUAACAGAAACUGCGACAAAAACAACAACAACAACACCAACAUACAAUCUGCUUUUAUUGGUUAGCGUCUUUUGCGGCUAAUUCCUCCAACCACCGACAGACAACAGUCAGACACACAGAGGAUGUAGCUGCUGCAUGGAUGGCUGGAUGUAAUGUGAAAGUGAACAAUGGCGCAGAAUUUAAUUAAAGCAAUCAUCUUUAUGGAUUUUUAUUUACAUAACUUUCGUAAUCCUUUUAUGUCUUUUCGUAUUUUUUUUGUCUUGUUUGUCAUACAUUAAUAAAUAAUUCAGUGCGAAUGAAUGUUC